AUGACUCGCGACGAAUGCCCAAUUUGUUUGGAGCCGUUAGACGAAACUAGAAGCCGUUUGGUAGAUUGUGGCCAUGAAUACCACUUCGAUUGCAUUAGGAAAUGGCAUCAGCACUCUCAGGACCUGAAGUGUCCGACGUGCCGUAAACCGUCGCAUUAUUUGGAAAAAGCCAACCAGAAGGUAAAGAUAGAUCUGAGGAAAUGCGGUGAUGCGAAUAGAGCAAUCGUGGAGCUCGCUGGAAGCAUCAGCAAUUUAGCACUUGAACCCGAAAACCAAAGUCGAAGCUGGACUUUGAGCUCAUUGGAAUGCGGGAUUUGCGGAACUCUGGACUCAGAAAUUAACAGAUACUGUACGGUAUGCUAUACGGCAUAUCACGAAAGGUGUUUACGAGUACUGCAGCUCGAGGUGGGCGACUUUUGUCACAGGCUUUUUUGCUGCAAUUGUCAUCAAGCCUUUGCAGACUCCGAUGAGAGUAGUAGUGUCAGGAGCAGGACUAUCCAAAGACUGGACAUGCCACGUAUCCACAAUCAGCCAUCUCCAUUGAAUAGAGGGUCCAACGACCCGUCGGAGAUAGAUGAGUCCUGGAAACUGCUGUCACAGCUACAGUCGGAAGCUAGAUUGCAGGCAAUCGCUAGUCACAAAAGAAGCAUACAAAACCACGUUAGAAGGGCCCUUAACUUGCAUUUUUUUGAUUCGGCGCCCUCUGGCUGCAGAACCGUGGAUAAAAAGCAGUUCACAGAUAUCAAUAAAUCCGUCUCACGACGGCUUUACCGCAUGUCCGAUUACGUGUACUGUCCUGAAAGUAUAAACUAUGAUGACGAGGCGCGCCGUUUGAUCCAGCAAGAGUUAUCCAGACUCUGCCCGGGACCAUGCACGUCGUGA
Molecule: messenger RNA, 882 nt
Organism: Lachancea meyersii CBS 8951
Lineage: Eukaryota; Fungi; Ascomycota; Saccharomycetes; Saccharomycetales; Saccharomycetaceae
Source: the annotation of a GenBank genome assembly